This is a messenger RNA of Amaranthus tricolor (Joseph's coat), 2829 nucleotides long. Its product is annotated as pentatricopeptide repeat-containing protein At1g74900, mitochondrial. The coding region runs from base 125 to 1585 and encodes 486 amino acids. The transcript has 5 exons. Gene Ontology annotation, molecular function: protein binding. The record is from RefSeq and is a predicted model, not a curated record. NCBI's taxonomy places the organism in Eukaryota, Viridiplantae, Streptophyta, Magnoliopsida, Caryophyllales, Amaranthaceae.
UAUAAGUUGAGUAAAGUCGCCAAGAGCUAUAGGCGGAUAGGCCUAUAGCAAAGGCCACACGGUACAUAGAUACAAGUCUAAAUUACAAAUAACCGACAUUCCAAUCCGAAUCGAUUCGAGUCCAAUGCAACCCAGAAAACUUCCACUCCUUAAACAUGCCUGCACCACAUCCACCAUUACUACCACCCCAUCACCACCAGAUUCCAUAUCCUCCUUGGCAUCCACCAUAGCCAACCUUGUUCUUACCACUGAAAAUUCAAAAGUCCUUUCAAAAACCCUUUUAUCCCCCACAAAUUUUAAUUUCUCAGAACCGCUAGUUAACCAAACCCUCAAACUCCUUUGGAAUCAUGGCCCUAAAGCUCUUCAAUUUUUCACUAUUCUUGACAAUCACCUCCAUUACGCCCAUUCUCUCUCAUCAUUUCAUCAUGCCAUUGACAUUUCUGCUCGUUUGAAAGAUUUCGCUACUCUUUGGACUCUUGUUUCCCGUCUCAGAACUCGUAGAUUGGGUCCUACACCAUUAACUUUCUCCAUUAUCACAGAAAGGUAUGUUCUUUCUGGUAAACCUGAUAAAGCUGUUGAUAUUUUUUUGUCUAUGCAUAAACAUGGUUGCUUACAAGAUUUGAAUUCUUUUAAUACUUUACUUGAUAUACUUUGUAAAUCCAAAAGGGUUGAAAAAGCUCAUGAUUUGUUUAAGCUUUUGAAGGGAAAAUUCGGGGUUGAUGUUGUUAGCUAUAAUAUUAUUGCAAAUGGGUGGUGUUUAGUUAAAAGGGUUCCUAAAGCUUUGGAGGUUUUGAAGGAGAUGGUGGAGAGGGGUUUCAAGCCUACCUUGACUACUUAUAACAUAAUUUUAAAAGGGUAUUUUAGAAUGGGGCAAACGAAGGCGGCUUGGGAGUUCUUUAAGGAGAUGAAGAAAAGGAAGUGUGAGAUUGAUGUAGUUACCUAUACUACUUUAAUACAUGGAUUUGGGGUUUUAGGAGGGGUUGAUAAAGCUAGGAGGUUGUUUGAUGAGAUGAUGUGUGAAGGGGUGCUUCCAAAUGUGGCUACCUAUAAUGCUAUGAUCCAAGUUUUGUGUAAGAAGGAUAGUGUUGAAAAUGCACUUUUUUUGUUUGAGGAGAUGGGCAAGAAGGGAUAUAUUCCAAAUUCAAUGACAUAUAAUUUAUUGAUUAGAGGGUUCUGUCAUGUAGGAGAGAUGGAUAGGGCUAUGGAGUUUGUGGGUUUGAUGAAGAAUAAUGGAUGCCUUCCAAAUGUUCAGACUUGCAAUUUGUCAAUCAAAUAUUAUUGUGAUGUGGGAGAGAUUGAGAAGGGUUUGGAAGUCUUUGAUUUAAUGGGGUCUUGGGAUUGCUUGCCAAAUAAGGAUACUUACAAUAUCUUGAUUAAUUCCAUGUUUGUGAGGAAGAAAUCUGAGGAUUUGGUCGUUGCUGGUAGGUUGUUGAUUGAGAUGGUGAAACGAAGAUUUCUUCCUACGAAGUUUACCUUUAAUCGUGUUUUGAAUGGGCUUUUGGUGACUGGAAACCAAGGUUUUGCCCGAGAGAUUCUGCAAUUGCAAAGUCAAUGUGGAUUCCUUCCUCGACACUUCAGAUUAUGAAAAUCUAGCUUCUUGACAUCUAUGUUAUUGUGGAGGAUUUACAAUCGAGGUUGGAGCUGUUGGGAUUUAAGAUUUCAAUAGGUUGGAUUAUGACUUUAUUUGCAGGUUUUUGAUUAUUGAUCCAAAGAUAUUGUUAACUUGAGGACUGAACUGCAAAACUAGAGCGCUUGCUUAACUGAUCACAGUUAUCAGUUCACUAUAAUUUGAGAGGUUGUGAUGCAUUAGAUUCACUCUAGAAAAUGGUUGAACUACUCCUUGCGUAAUACUAUACUAUCUAUUCUGUCAUGCUCUUUGAUCUUUCAAUGUCAGAUAUUAUGCAGCAGAUCCUGCUUCAGUGGAUUUGUAGAUUGAGAUUUCCUGAUCAGAGAGUACAAUGGUCACAUAGCAGAUUUGCUUAUGUGAAUUUCGUACCAGUUGAUGUUUACUAAGAGUCAAACAAAACAUCUUUGAACAAAAAUGGCGUACGGGAAGGGAACAGUCUCAAUACUUUCAACUCUCAACAGUAGACAAGGCAUAAAACCAUUCAGCGUGCACCUAGCUCUGACCUGACGCCUCAAAAUUCAUCAGAUAAUAAAGUAUUUCAUUGCAUCAGACUAUCAGAGCAUAUAUGUGUCUAAAGGUGUGCUAAACUCAUCACUGCAUCACCAUGUACUCAGUCUAUUAUACCAAUUCCUGAUUGUUUUUGUUAUUCCUAGAAGUGUUUACUUAGUCUGUUAUACAAUAGUUUGGUAGAGACAUUUCAGCAAGCAGUUGAAUGGGCAUAAUUAAAACACAAAAGUUUAGAAACUUAUCAAAGCUGUAUAAACAUAAGACAUUCAAUGAAGCUGUCCACCGGCUCCUUGAAUGAUCAUCUGAUGCUAUGCGUAUUCUUAUUAUUACUCAUGAGAUGAACCGUCUAUUCUGGCCAAGCUCGCACGCUUUUCUUGCUGGGUUAGUCAACUUUGGCAUGUCUUAGGCUGUAGUUCCUUUUUGUAAGCCCGUUAAAAAAAUAGCUAAUAUGGGCCAUGUUGUUUUCACGUUUCAGAACUGCCUUAGUCUAUUGCUUUGCUACUUUCAUUGCAAUUUCUUUUUUUUUUCUUUAAAAGAAAUCUGUAACCCUUUUCUAAAGAGAUGAAAAAUUCAGCUUAAUUAUGUUAUAUGUAAGUAUAUUAGUAUAAUUUUCUGCAUGUACUUUUACACAUUAAACACACUAUUACAUGUCAUACACAUAUAAUUAUGCACAGUGGCGGACUUAGGAUUUGAAA